This is a messenger RNA of Penicillium salamii, 1548 nucleotides long. The record is from the annotation of a GenBank genome assembly. Lineage: Eukaryota; Fungi; Ascomycota; Eurotiomycetes; Eurotiales; Aspergillaceae.
AUGGCGGACGAGAAGCAUGAAGAGGCCGGCUCAUUGCCCUUGCCAUCACCACCGGCAAAGGUAGUCUGUAUCGCAGACCCGCCUCAUGGCAUUAUCUCUGAUCCGGAGAAAGCGCUGGUCGCUCAAAAUCAACCUGCUAAAGGAGCUCCAGCCCGAAAGCCAAAGGGUCACAAGAGGAACUACACCCUUGAUGUGGAAGCUCAAAUCACCUUGCCCGAGGACCCUGAGCGCAAGCGAUUCUCCCAUGCCAGAUAUGUCAUCUUCACUGUGUAUCGACGAUUGUUCACUACAGUGUUCUGUGCAAAUUUUGCCUGUUUUCUCUACGUGAUGAUCUCUGAUCGGCAACUUUUGGCGCUAGUGAAUGCGACAGCUGUCAACUUGGUUGCUUGUGGUCUCGCUAGACACCCAAUGGUCGUCAAUGCCAUCUAUAGAAUUGUGUGCUGUCUUCCCAGGUCUGCACCGCUGUGGCUGCGCCGUACAGCUGCCAAAGCAGCACAUUACGGCGGUGUUCACAGUGGCUGUGGUGUUGCCUCAUUGAUUUGGUACAUUGGAUUUGUUGCCAUGGUUUCUAAAACCAAAUGGACGUCAUCUCCUAUCAGUCCAUUGACGCCUAUCCAAUUCUCAGCGGCUCCUAUUGUUCUGGCCUACAUCAUUUUGGUGCUGCUCAUGGUCAUGGUGAUUGUUGCACACCCUGCAAUCCGCCGAAAGUUCCAUGAUUACUUUGAGUUCACACACCGAUUCACCUCUUGGUUGAUUCUCGCACUCUUCGUUGUCUUGGUUAUGGUCUUUGCCCACGAGGUUGCCCCCGCGCAAAAAGACACUCUUGGUCACUUCCUCAUCAACCUGCCAGCAUUCUGGCUCCUGAUCGCAGCAGUCCUCGCUGUGGCACACCCAUGGCUUCUGCUGCGCAAGGUUCCCGUGACAGCUGAACCUCUUUCCACCCACGCUGUGCGACUCCACUUCAAUCACACAGCCAUCAGUUUCGCUAAGGGUGUUCAAGUCACGAAGCACCCUCUCCGUGACUGGCACAGUUUUGCGGGUUUCCCUGACCCAGACCCAACUGGCAAGAGUAACCUGAAAAGCUGGUCUAUUGUCGUCUCCAAGGCUGGAGACUGGACCGCCGACACAAUUGCCAACCCACCAACCCAUCUCUGGAAGAGAGGAGCCCUGAUGCGCGGUGUCGGUUACGGACUGCGUCUGUUCAACCGUAUCAUCAUUGUCACCACCGGUUCUGGAAUCGGACCCUGUCUGGGUUUCCUUGGUGACGAGAACAGACCCGCUAUCAAGGUCAUUUGGCAGACGCGUACUCCCGUGAAGACAUACGGACAGGACGUCGUUGAUCUUGUUCACAAGAUGGGCCCGGACCCAAUCAUUUGGGACACCUCCACUGAUGGUCGUAUCGAUAUGCUCCCCAUGGUGCGACAGCAAGUGAAGGAGUUUGAAGCGGAGGCUGUCUUCGUCAUCAGCAAUCCUUCAAUGACCCAAAAAAUCGUUUACGAAUUUGAAUCCCAGGGGAUUCCGGCCUAUGGGCCGAUCUUUGACUCAUGA